AUGAUUGCUGUUGACAUGGAACCUUUGCGAAAAGGAGAACAUGAAGGAUUUCGGGAUUUUGUAAAUGCUCUCGAUAGUAGAUAUGAAAUUCCUGAUACAACAAUAUUGAAAAAGAAAUUACUGCCGGAAUAUUAUGAAAACGUGAAACAGAAGCUCGUCAUAGCAUUAUCGAAAGCAGAACAUGUUAGUGUGACUACUGACUUAUGGACAUCAAUUGCAAAUGAAGGCAUCCUUUCAGUUACUUGUCAUUUCUUUCACAACGAAAAAUUAAUUGCACCAUUAUUGGAAGUUGUGAAGAUGGAAGGAAGUCAUAACGCAGAAAAUAUAGCCAGUAUGUUGGAUGCUACUCUCUCAAAAUGGGAUAUCAGGUCAAAAUGUGAAGCAAUAACGACUGAUAACGCUCAAACAAUGAUUAACGCCGCAGCCAAACUGCAUAUACGACAUAUACCCUGCUUUGCGCACACACUAAACCUGACGAUGAGUACUCUAGCUAGCGAUAAAUUACGGGCUAUUCAACGUGAAUUAAAUAAACCAGAACUGAAAGUGAUCCAGGAAGUACCCACCCGCUGGAACAGUGCAUACCACAUGCUGCAAAGAAUUGUUACAAUGAAGACAGAAUUAACUCUCGCACUUAAUGAAUGUAAUCGGGCUCCACCAGGAGUCAAUGCUGACGAAUACCUAAUUAUUCAAGAAACAAUUCAAAUUCUGGAACCUUUCGAUCUAGCUACAACAAAAAUUUCCGGAGAAAGCUAUAUAACAUUGUCACUGAUAAUACCAUUGAUUCGUGGAAUAAAAACGAAAUUAGUAGAAGUUGAAUCUCAAAUUGUUACUGAAAGCGGAAACAAAAUAUUACUCUGCAUGAAGGGAUCAGUUGACAAAAGACUAAGUCCCUAUGAAAGCAGGACACCUGUUGUACUUGCUACAAUAUUGGACCCCAGAUUUAAGAAGAAGGGGUUCAAAACAAGUGACGACGAAAAGCGAGCUGGUCAGUGGCUGGAAAAGGCCUAUGCUAGCCAUUUAACUAAAGAACGCUUGGCUGUAGAAGAAACGCAACCAACACCAUCCACGUCUUCAGGAACAUCUAAUGACCUGUUGGGAUUUCUAGACGUUCCGGACGUAUCGACCCCGUUGAGUAACUCAUUGGUAGAUGUCAGGCAAUAUCUCGAGAAGCCAGUAAUUGACAGAAAAGAGUGUCCUAUAACAUACUGGAAAUACACCAACAAUAAAUUGAAGGAAUUAGCGAUGCUCUAUCUCUGUAUUCCAGCAUCUUCUCUAGUUCUAAAGCUAGAGAAAGAGCUUAAUAGGACUGUGAAAUUCGGAUUAAAACAUCAUCAUGAUCACAGAUAUCCAGCUAGCAGUUUUCUCUAA
Parnassius apollo (apollo) is the source of this 1368-nucleotide messenger RNA. NCBI's taxonomy places the organism in Eukaryota, Metazoa, Arthropoda, Insecta, Lepidoptera, Papilionidae. The record is from the annotation of a GenBank genome assembly.